UGCUUCUGCUUUCUGCUUGUGAGAAUAGAGAUAGAGGGGAGGAAUACUGAAUACUGUUUUGUUUACUGUUUAUGAACUUAAAUACUGUUUAGUGUUUGUGUUUAUAAAACUUGUUUUGUUUUGGUUUAGUGCAUGUUGCUUGCUACUCUAUUUUAGGGUUGACUGAUGUUUAAAGAUUUUUGUCAACAUAGUUUUGGUUCCUUCUUUGUUCAAUCACUAAGGAGUCCGAAGUAUUUAUAGACCCUAAUAAGUGCUCCAAAAUAGUUUUUUAUUUCAACGAGAAAAAUACCAUUUCAACCAAAGAUAACGAUGACUUUAGGAAAUAGUAUGAAGAAUAAGAGUGCUAACCCGCAAGGAGCUAAGUGUCAAAAAUGUCUUGAACGUGGACAUUGGACCUACGAGUGCAAAGGAAAGCGGAAGAUUGUCAUGCGUGAUUCCAGGAUGACAAUAUUGAAUAAAAGAAUGAAGAUGGUGGAACAGAUGCAGAACGGUUUAGUACAGAAUGUAGGUGAGGAACAAAAACAUGCCAAACAAAAGAAGAAAAAGAAGGAAGAAUCAAGUUCAGACUCGAGUAGCGAUAGCAGUUCAUCAAGCAGUUCUUCCUCGGAUUCUUCAUCAUCUUCAAGUAGUUCAUCAGAACAAUCUGACAAUGAAGAUUCAGAUGGUUCUUCUUCUAACUCAUCAGGAGACAAAAAAUAAUAUUUUUUUUGUUUUGUAAACUCUUGUACAUAUAACAAAUUAAUUUAAUUUUUUUUAAUAAAAAUGUUUCACUA
Molecule: messenger RNA, 773 nt
Organism: Macrosteles quadrilineatus (aster leafhopper)
Lineage: Eukaryota; Metazoa; Arthropoda; Insecta; Hemiptera; Cicadellidae
Product: zinc finger CCHC domain-containing protein 10-like
Exons: 4
Coding region: 310-699 (129 amino acids)
Molecular function (GO): nucleic acid binding; zinc ion binding
Source: RefSeq, a predicted model, not a curated record